Messenger RNA from Sporisorium graminicola, 246 nucleotides. RefSeq lists its product as uncharacterized. The coding region runs from base 1 to 246 and encodes 81 amino acids. Lineage: Eukaryota; Fungi; Basidiomycota; Ustilaginomycetes; Ustilaginales; Ustilaginaceae. The record is from RefSeq and is a predicted model, not a curated record. The transcript is spliced from 3 exons. Gene Ontology annotation, biological process: proton motive force-driven ATP synthesis.
AUGUCGUACACAAUCGCAGGUCGCAAAAUCCUUAACGAGCACAUCGCUCUUGGCGUUCUCGGCACUUACGGUGUCAUUGCUGCUACCCAGAUGGGCGGCUCCAAGGAGGCCAAGCCUUCUGCUGCUGGCGCUUCCCCGGACGCUAAGGCCAACGACCCCCCUAUCAACGCUUCCAGCUCCGACGAAGAGGCUUUCAUCAAGCAGUUCCUCGCCGAAGCCGAGGGCAAGUCUGACCGUCUCGUUUAA